Molecule: messenger RNA, 2246 nt
Organism: Pteronotus mesoamericanus
Lineage: Eukaryota; Metazoa; Chordata; Mammalia; Chiroptera; Mormoopidae
Gene: TNS4
Product: tensin 4
Exons: 12
Coding region: 1-2133 (710 amino acids)
Cellular component (GO): focal adhesion
Molecular function (GO): protein binding
Source: RefSeq, a predicted model, not a curated record
AUGUCGCAGGUGAUGUCCAGCUCCCUGCUGGCAGGAGGCCACACUGUCCAUUUGGCUCCCUGUGAGGAAGCCAGGAGGGCUCUGCACCCAGCCCCCAGCCCCAACCUGCCGCCGCAGUGUCCUUACUAUACCACACAAGGCUGGGGGGCCCAGACUCUGAUGGCCCCCACGCCCUGCAAGGAGCCCCACCACAGGCUCCAGCAGGCCCCGCAGGCGGGAGCCAAAGCCAGCUGCCUCCUGCCGUCCCCGGGCAAGCAGGCCGCGGCAGCCCUGGACGACCUGGACUCCUACAUAGACCUCUCCCUGGAGAGCCUCAACCAGAUGAUUCUGGAACUGGACCCCACCUUCCAGCUCCUCCCCUGGGCUGAGCCCACCCAGAGCGCUUCCCCAAGGAGAAAGAAAGAGGAGCCCGAAACCCAAGACAUAAAGUACAUCGAGGUGACGUCCACCAGAUCGACGUGCCACGAUGGCCACCAGCGCUGCUCCAGCCCAUCUGUCAGCCCGCCUUUCGGCUCCCCGCGCAGUGGCGGCCUCCUCCUUUCCAGAGAUGUCCCCCGAGAGACUCGGAGCAGCAGCGAAAGCCUCAUCUUCUCUGGGAACCAGGGCAGGGGGCACCAGCGUCCUCCACCCCCAGCUGGGGCUCCGUCCUCUCACCCCCCGCCCUCCCCUAGCAUCGCCAUCCCCUGCCUGAGGAGCAAGGCCUCGGGCCCCCAAGGCUUGGGAUCCCCGCUGAAGGCUUCUCCAGGCUUGGAGAAGGGACUCGGGGGCCUCGGCCCACAGCAAGGCAGCAGGGUCUCCGUGCUGUCGGCCAGCCCAGCAUCUGAUGUCAGCUACGUGUUUGGAAGCAGCCAGUCACUCCUCCGCUCCAGCCUCUCCAGCCAGCGGUCAUGCUCUAGGUCCUUGGAAAGCCCAGCCAGCUCUUCCUCCAGCCUCCACAGCCUCGGCCCAGCGUCUCUGUGUACGAGAGCCAGUGACAUCCAGGUCCCCAGCAAUUCUACCCCAAGCACGGGCCAGCCCAGAGCAACCUGUUCCCCACCGUUGGCCAAGGAACAUGCCAACAGCUGCCCCCCAUCCAUCGCCAACUCCAUGGUGGACAUACCCAUCGUGCUGAUCAACGGCUGCCCAGAACCAGGGUCUCCCCCACCCCAGGGGACCCCAGGACACCAGGACUCUGUCCGAUCUGGGGCUACUUCUGCCAGCCACCCUUGUCCAGCCAGCAGGAGCCACAGCCAGACCCCACCGGAUGCAUCUCCCACCACAUCCCCAGAAGGUCCUACCAGGGACAUGCAGCCCACCAUGAAGUUUGUGAUGGACACCUCUAAAUACUGGUUUAAGCCAAGCAUCACCCGAGAGCAAGCAAUCGAGCUGCUGAGGAAGGAGGAGCCGGGGACAUUCGUCGUGAGGGACAGUUCUUCAUACCGAGGCUCAUUCGGCCUCGCUCUGAAGGUGCAGGAGGCCCCCACAUCUGCCCAGAACCGAUCAGGCGAUGACAGCAGUGACUUUAUCCGCCACUUCCUCAUUGAGUCUACCGCCAAAGGGGUGCAUCUUAAAGGAGCAGACGAGGAGCCCUACUUUGGGAGCCUCUCUGCCUUUGUGUGCCAGCAUUCCAUCAUGGCGCUGGCCCUGCCCUGCAAACUUACCAUCCCGCAGAAAGAACUGGGAGGUGGAGACGGAGCCUCAGACCCCUCUGCAGACAGCCGGGCGUCCUGCCUGAAGAAAUCUGCGGGCUGCCAUGCCCUGUACCUGAGCUCUGUGAGCGUGGAGACUCUGACCGGAGCCCUGGCCAUACGGAAGGCAAUCUCGGCGACCCUGGAGAGGGACGUCCUCCCCACACCCACCAUGGUCCACUUCAAAGUCACCGAGCAGGGCAUCACCUUGACGGACCUCCAGAGGAAGCUGUUUUUCCGGCGCCAUUACCCGCUCGCCACCCUCCGCUUCUGUGGCAUGGACCCUGAGCAACAAAAGUGGCAGAAGUACUGCAAGCCCUCCCGGAUCUUUGGGUUCGUGGCCAAGAGCCAGACCGAAUCACAGGAGAACGUGUGCCACCUCUUCGCAGAGCAUGACACGGUCCAGCCCACCUCACAGGUCAUCGGCCUGGUGAGGGCUCUGCUGCAGGACUCGGAAAGGGCGUAGAGGGGAGCCCCCCGCACGUGUCCCCGAAAUCCGAAGGGACUUGCUCAGAAUCCCCUCCACCCUUUGAACAAGCUGCUGUAGCCGACGGACCAAUGCACUGAACUGAAGGAGAC